AUGCCACGUCGGGGUAGAAGUGCUUCUCCACCGUCUAGAUCGGCAUCAACAAUGCCAAUGAGGCGCCCUGCACCUCCACCUGCACCUGCACCUGCAGCUCCAGCUCCAGCUCCAGCUAUGAUGCAACAAACUCAGCAGCCGUCUUUGUUCAAGCAGAUGGCUGCCACUGCUCAACCUGGAAUGAUGAGAACUUUUGGUGCUACAGCUGCUGGUGUGGCAGCUGGAACAGCUGUUGGUCAUACCGUAGGAAGUGCAUUAACAGGAGCCUUCAGUGGUGGAUCAUCUCAUGAUGUUCAGGCCCAACAACAACAGCAACCACAACAAGCAAUGCAAGGUGGCCCAACUGAACCAACUGGAGCAUGCGCUUGGGAAAUCAAGCAAUUCUUGCAAUGUGCCCAAAACCAAUCUGAUUUGACUUUAUGUGAAGGUUUCAAUGAGGCUUUAAGACAAUGUAAAGCCAGUCACGGUAAGAUAAUUCAAUAA
Pediculus humanus corporis (human body louse) is the source of this 483-nucleotide messenger RNA. RefSeq names its product coiled-coil-helix-coiled-coil-helix domain-containing protein, putative. Gene Ontology annotation, cellular component: nucleus; mitochondrion. Lineage: Eukaryota; Metazoa; Arthropoda; Insecta; Psocodea; Pediculidae. Gene Ontology annotation, biological process: mitochondrion organization. The transcript is spliced from 4 exons. The record is from RefSeq and is a predicted model, not a curated record. Bases 1 to 483 code for a protein of 160 amino acids.